Molecule: messenger RNA, 1648 nt
Organism: Vitis vinifera (wine grape)
Lineage: Eukaryota; Viridiplantae; Streptophyta; Magnoliopsida; Vitales; Vitaceae
Product: early nodulin-like protein 1
Exons: 2
Coding region: 919-1497 (192 amino acids)
Cellular component (GO): plasma membrane
Molecular function (GO): electron transfer activity
Source: RefSeq, a predicted model, not a curated record
UUCUGCAGCACUCCAUGGUUUUAUUUUCAUGGACAUACUGAAUAUAUACCAGUUGCAUUUUAUCAUGACAUCAAUAAUGUAUACACUACAAUCACAAUUUCAUUUUGGAAUUGACCUAAGAGAUAUAGCUUAGGAAACGUUUUAAUGACUUGAAAAAAUGGUUAUUCUUGGACAGUAGACAGGUUCUGGUGUUUGAUGGGUUGUAGAUUAAUAGUUUAGGGAGAUGCUGAAACACUCGCUUUUCCAUUCAAUCCGGCUUCUUAACCCAACCCUGAAAAGAAAGAUAUUAGUUCUGAUACUGCUGAUGAACAUGAAAGCCUAAAAGGUCAGUCACUGAACCCACUUUCUUUUGACCAACUGGCCUCUAAAGUUUCCAGAGAUGGCUUCGUAUCAGAUGACACUCCAUGUGAAAAAGGAGACAGGUCUCUCUGAUCCACAUGAUGAUAAUAUAAUGCUAAAAUCCCCCUCUCCCUUCUGCUUCUUUUAGUACCUAUAGUGUAUAUCCAACUGUCCCAUGUGCUAUUAUUUUGUAUAUGAUUGAUCUCUUCCCAAAUCUACCCCUGAAAAAUCGAUGAAACCCCUUCCAUCCUAGAUCCUAGACUCUUUUUUUGGUGAAUGCAUCAUCAGUAGGUCUAAUUUGCAACUCAUUAUCAUAUAAGAUGAUCUCCACUAUCAAGUUCAUUAGAUAUUUACUGUUAUUGCGGCCACACCACCUAAAAGAACAGAUCUUGUAGCUAUUAACUUAGACAACUGGACCAUGACAAGUCAUUAUCACAAGGGAGAGGGUCAUUCAGGUAAAUUCUCCUUCAACUUGUCCUUUAUGCUCCUCCAAUCUGUCUUCCGACACUCAGGCCAAUAAGAUCUUCCCAUUGAGACUUUCCUAGAUUUGAGAAAAGGUGAGUGGGUGAGAAGGUGAAGAUGGGCAAUCUUAGAAGUUCAAGAUUUCAGUUCUUGUGUGCCUUUCAGUUUCUUAUGCUGGUGCAAACCAGAGUGAGUUGCUACCAAUACAAGGUUGGAGAUUUGGAUGCUUGGGGAAUACCCUCCUCUGCAAAUGCACAUGUCUACACCAACUGGUCCAAGAACCACAUUUUCAAGAUUGGAGAUUCUCUCCUGUUCUUAUACCCACCAAGUCAAGAUUCAGUGAUUCAAGUCACAGGGCAGUCUUUCAAUGCCUGCAACCUUACAGAUCCAAUCUUGUACAUGAACAAUGGUAAUUCCCUCUUCAACAUAACCUCCCUUGGCGAAUUCUACUUCACCAGUGCAGUUCCAGGUCACUGUGAAAAGAAACAGAAGCUGCAAAUUUCAGUGCUUUCUGGAAAUGGCUCAUCAGCAUUCUCACCCUCUUAUGGUCCUAGUGCUUUGCCUGAUUCUUCUUACCCCACCGUCUUUGGCUCCAUCCCUGCCGCAAAUUCAUCUUCACCAUCACAGAGGGCGCCUGUGUUUUUAGCAGCUGUAAUGGGAUUUGUGUCAUGGGAUCUGAUCAGAGGCAGAAUGUGAAGCAUCAUACCAACAAAUUGCAAGUUCUAAAGAUACAAGUUACUUUCAUUCUUACCUUCGUCUUUCAUCUUAGCAAAUCGGACUGAUAAGAAUAUUGUUCUGUAAUUCUUUAUGGUCAAUCUAAGAGAUAAAUUAAUUCCUUUUGGCAUUA